Verticillium alfalfae VaMs.102 is the source of this 2076-nucleotide messenger RNA. Its product is annotated as C6 transcription factor OefC. The coding region runs from base 1 to 2076 and encodes 691 amino acids. Gene Ontology annotation, molecular function: DNA-binding transcription factor activity, RNA polymerase II-specific; zinc ion binding; transcription cis-regulatory region binding. The transcript has 3 exons. NCBI's taxonomy places the organism in Eukaryota, Fungi, Ascomycota, Sordariomycetes, Glomerellales, Plectosphaerellaceae. Gene Ontology annotation, biological process: positive regulation of transcription by RNA polymerase II. The record is from RefSeq and is a predicted model, not a curated record. Gene Ontology annotation, cellular component: nucleus.
AUGGACUCUGCAUCGGUACCCGUGCAGUCAGAUGAAGGCGAUGCCUCCUGGUCUGACAAUCAUAGCAUGUAUUCGAUCGAGAGCAUGCAUGACGACGCCUGCCAGCCGCAGUCGCCUGCCUCUGACUCCGCUCAAUGGAAUCUUGUCGAGUCGAGCUUGCCUACCGGUCACCUCUCACCCAUCAGCACCGGCAUGGAUACUUCUUCCAACUCAGGUCCCUCUACUCACGACACCUCACUUGCCAUGCCCAAGCUGGAACCUUUGGAUGAGGACUUUUGCCUCGACAAUGUCACUGAAGCCCCGGCAGCGGACCUAGACCACGGCAACGCUUCCUCUACGAACCCCAAGCUGAAGCGACCUAGAGGCCGGCCACGCAAACACCCACUCAACUCAGCCAUUAACGCAGGCAAGGUCACGAAAGGCCGCUCGAAGACCGGUUGCAUCACUUGCCGAAAGCGAAAGAAGAAAUGCGAUGAAGCGAAACCCCGAUGCUACCACGAGAAGAAACUGUGGCGAAGUGGCAAGGACAAGGCAUCUGACGACCACACUGAGGCGUCUGAAGAUGCGGUAGUGUUCCACAUGCAACCUCUUUUCCACGGCGUUGUCACUGUAGAGGACAGACUGUUUUGGAAGCAUUACUAUAUGAGCCUGAGCAAUGUCCUCACGGUCGAGGGCGAGGCCAAAAAUGCGUUCAAGGACAUUAUCCUACCCUUAGCCAACAAACAUCAGGGCGUCAUGCACUCUGUCCUCGCUAUGAGCAGUAAGCAUAUCGACUACGACACACCAUACGGUGCCAAACUACUUCAGCAGAAUCCCGGGACCUCACGUGCUGCCUUGCAGAGCCGAGCAGACUAUCACCACCAGGCCGCUAUGGACUCGUUUUACGCAGACAUACAACGCAGCGCCGAUGAAGGCGAGAUAGAUCAAAAAACCAUCCUCUCAGCUCGCUACGCUCAAAUACUCUGCCUACUCAUCGGUACGCUCAUCGAAGGCAAUCCGCAUGGAGAACACAGAGUUCACCUACGCGGCUAUCAACUUCUCAUCCAGCAGAAUCCACCAGAGGAUCCAACAUAUCUCGCGUUCAUAACUGAGUUCUUCCAGUACCACAUCUACGCCGACGAACUCGUUAGACAUCCAGGCAUGAAUGGACCACGACUUACGUGCCAGGAUUGGACCCCGCUAGCUUCUGCUGAGGCCCCCCGCCUCCUUGGUGUUUCUGAUGGGCUCUUUCAACACCUACCUCAGGUUGCUGCAAUCAAGGACACCAUCCGGCAAAACAUUUACAACGGUGCUGAGACUCGGGUGGACUACCAUCUCCUGUGGCGUGCACAAGAGAUUCAAGAGGCCAUCGAGCAGUGGUCGCCAACAUGGCCUGCGGGUGAUAGCCGGCAUAGAGUCGGGCUUGUGUACAAACACAUGAUGUUUCUGCACUUGUUCAGAACCAUCUAUCCACCUACAACUUCGCAGCAAGUUAGCAUGCCACCGCUAGCGCCUCCUGCCGCUCCGGUGUCGCCUGCCGCAUCUCGUCGUCCGUCACAAGUGUCACGACCUUUGACUGCCUCGAGCUGCUCCUCGUCGCCUGGACUCGGACCGACGACGGCAUCCGUGGCUUCCAUGACCUUUCAACAGCGUAGUCCGCCCGGAUCCCGCAAUCCCUCCAGGACAAGCUCCAUGCAUGAGCUCGAUUCCUCGGCCGCCUCCGGUUUGUCGGCGUCCAAACAGCAACACCUAUCGCCACCCCCCGUCAGGCGUUCACCCCAUCAUGAUCGACGUAUCACCGCCGCAGUUGACGAGUCCCUCACAAUGAUGGAGGGUUUCAAGCCUUUUGACCCGGCGUUGACAUUGCUCCUGGUUCCUUGCCAGAUUAUCGGUGCUGCCUGCUUUGAUCACCCACAACAGGAGCGCGUUCGUGGUAUCAUUCGACAGGUCCGAGGCUACACGGGCUUACGCAAUUGUGACCGGACCAGCGAAGUUCUAGAAGAGGUCUGGCGGCUCAUGGACGAGGGCGACUGGCUGUCCGCUUGGGAUUGGCAAGGCGUUGCGCUGAAGAUCGGCGCCGACUUCCUAUGCACAUGA